Messenger RNA from Tetrahymena thermophila SB210, 1947 nucleotides. Its product is annotated as cyclic nucleotide-binding domain protein. The transcript has 6 exons. NCBI's taxonomy places the organism in Eukaryota, Ciliophora, Oligohymenophorea, Hymenostomatida, Tetrahymenidae. The record is from RefSeq and is a predicted model, not a curated record.
AUGAGCAUAUCUCCAAGAAAGCCACUUUAAAUUAAUUUGAAUUUUAAGUAAAAAUAUGCAGAAGGAAUACACACACCUAACUCUCCAUAUACAUCAACAUCUAGAAGCUAGCAAUAGAAUUUAACUAAAGAAGAAUAAAUUAAACUAGUUUUAAAAAAAAGCAGUAAUGAAAGAAAUACUUAAGAUAUUAUACUGCUAUCUUAGUAAAUAGAAAAUGUGAACUUUUUAAAGCAAUUUAUUGGUACUAAAUCUUUAGAAUUUUUAGAAAUGUGUAAAUAUUUGGAAGUUGAAGAAUAUGAGGAAGGACAUAUUUUAUUUUAAUAAGGAGAUAUAGGAGAAAAAUUCUUUAUAAUUCUAGAGGGAUAAGUAGCUGUGCUUAUCAAUGUAUAAACAAAAAAAAAUGGUAUCGAAUAGAAAGAAAUAGGAAAACUUUCUGCAGGUGAUUCUUUUGGUGAUUUAGCUCUACUAUUUAACUCGAUUAGAAAUGCUACUAUAAAAUUGAGCAAGAAGAGUACUUUUAUAGUGCUUCGCAAAGAAAUUUUUUAGAAAUACAUUAAAUAUAAAACUCCUCCAAACGCUCAUGAGAUUCUUAAAUUUUAUGAUCAAUUUGUGUUAUAUCCUUAUCAGUUGGACCUGCCUGAAAAAAUAUAGAUUUUAUCUAAAACUGAAUAGACAAAUUAUAUAUCGAAUUCUUUGAUUAUAAGAUAAGGGCAGCUUGUGUCAUCGAUUUAUUUUAUCAAAAAAGGGGUUGUAAAAGUUAACAGAAUUGUAAAAUUUAGGAUUAAUCCUACUACAAAGUAGCUCUUACCUCUUGAUUACUCAGAUCCGACUCCUUAAGAAAUUUAAAACAAAUAAUACAAAGAUAUUUCCCUAGAAAUAGAUGAGAUAUACGAAGGAUCUGUUUUUGCAGAUUAUGAACAGUUUAAAUAGAUUAAAAGCACAGUAAGCAUAGUUGCUUACACUCCUUGUGAAAUUCUACAAAUAUAAAGGGAGGAUAUGGUAGUCCUGCCCAAUAAAAUGAUCUAAGAUUUGUAAAAUAAUAUAAAGCCUUAUCCUGAAGAUUAUAAACUUCGAAGAAUUUAUUUAGAAGGACUAUAAUGGUUAAAAUAUAAAAAUGUAGUUGUUGAAGGUGUUUGCAGAGAAAAUGUAUUAAGAAAAAGGCUGCAAAAUUCAGUGAACUUCUUUUCUCGAAGUAAACUGCAACAUAUUCCACUUCAGCCACAUCUAGUAACUCUUGAAGACUCGUUUACAUAAGAUACGGCUUAAGGAGAUGUUCAGCAAAUAGAAAAUAAAUUCUUUGGCUAAUAUAAUUAGUAGAUGAAUAAAAGAAGAAGCCUUUAAACUUACUAAAGUCUUCAGAAUAAAGGCAAAGGCAAGCCAUAAUUUUAAGAGAAUAAAAAGAGUGGAUUAAAUAUUAGUAAAAAUGAAAUAAAAAAAACAAAAGAUAUGGAAAAUGAUCAAAAAAAUGAAUUUGCUAUGCAGGCUGCUAAGAAUAGCUUCUAUUUAUAAGAUGAGAAUGAUUUUGUCAAAUUUGAUGAGGAAUUAUAGGAAAUUGAGAAAGAAGAUGAUUAAUAUGAUAAAAAGAAGAUACUUAAAUAAUUAAUGAAAUAAUUGGAUCCCUUUAACAGAACCACUCUAAGCUAAAAGAAACUCCCUAUGAAAAAUGACUUAAAGUCAAUGGGCAAAUCAUUUUCUAAUUUAUAAUAGAAUGAAAAAGAUUAGAAUAAAAAAAAUAAGGGUCUAGCUAAAUUUUCUUCUACUUACUCUCCUAAGUUAUAAACUAUCAGUUCUGAGAUUUAAAGCAAAAAGUAUAAGCCUUAAAAAUAAAUUCUACCUAGAAUUACUAAUCACAUAUAAUACAUAGCAAGAAAUGAAGAUAUUAUUUGCUAAAGCAAUUUAAAACUAUUUGAGAAAUCUGACUAUCAAGAUGAAUUUUCACCUUUCUGA